AUGACAGCAGAAGGUGUACUCUCUCGAGAAACAACGUCCAAUACAAUACAGCAUCCCAUCAAUACCGAACAAUAUCUUAAUGUACAAUCAGCGAUAGCCCCAACAAAAAGUUUUCAUACAACGAGUGGAAUUAUCCGUCAAACUCUCGUGGACACGUCAAAUGACGACAUUUACUCUAUCAAAAAUUUGAAAGGCUCGAAGAACCCUGUUAGUCCUAGUGUUUCCAACGUCGGCUUCCAAUCAAUAUUCCAAACUGUAGAUCAUCCUCGAUCCAAAUUAAGUGUGGCCUCGAAUCAUUCUUUUAAAAGCAAUGAUGGAGCUUCAGCUGUAACAUGUAGAUCUAAAUCUUCUCAAAUUGGAGAAGCACAAAGUGUUAACACUAUCGAAUGCUCCAACAAUCUCUCUAAAAAGCUCUCCUCUGAUGCAAUAUCUAUUACUCAGAAAAGUUUACACUCUACGCCAUCCGGCAGGUAUAUCAAAGAAAAGGCGUCUGGAUUCUUUAAUAGAAGGAGCCGGGCACACACCACCAUUUCAUCUGAUCCUGCUUCUUUUUUGACAGAUGCGAGUACCUUGCACAGUAGUUCACAUUCAUUUCGCAACGUAAUUAAGAACUUUUUUCAAAGCAAAAGUCACAGGCACAUAGGCCAAGACACUAUAGAACCUGCAAUUCCAAAUUCUUUGAGUAAAUUUUUACAUUCCUCUUAUGGAAGGCACAAAUCCCCGUCACAAUUCAUACAUAUCAAUGCAGGUCAGCUUGUGGACUCAGGAACUUCAGUUUAUUCGCUAAAUGUCAACCCAUCUGGUGUCAAUUCCAACACAAUUGUAGAAGAUCCGCUUUCUGGAAUAGAUCCUGCUUCACCAAAUCCCGUUUCAAUGUUACACGAUCUUUUGAGAAAUUUGCCAUCUUUGGAAGCCAACUAUAAACAUUUCAACUCUCAAGAAUUGACGACACUCACAAAUAAUAUUUGGAACAUAUUUUGUAGUAACGUAGCAGAGUUAUUCAGGACACAAAGAAUAUGGAAACUCAGGGCAAAAAUAGAGAACUUUAACGAAGUUUUAGAAUUUUACUGCAUUUUGAAAACAGAUCCAAGAGUUACCAAUAGUGGUAUGAGUAGAAUUAUCAGUGAUUUGAAAGAAUUCUUGGUGAGUUCCCUGUACAGUUUAGAAAAUCAGAUUGUUUUUAACUAUUCCAAUGAAGACACAAUAAAUAAUGCUUUGAAAAGAUUGGGUGUUAUAUGGCGAAUAUUUUAUCAAGAAGUAUAUUAUGAUUUAGCAGCUGUUUUAUUGCCGCUGGAUCAGAAUACUAGAGAAAAUGGUGAUUCUACAGUAAUGAAACCAGAUAAUGAAAGCCGGACGAAUACAGCAGGAAGUUACUCCAUCGGAUUUCUUUUGCUCAUGUGUUUUAGGGAUUCGAUAGUUUUGCCUUGUUAUGAAAACUUUGUAAAUAGUAACGAUGGUAUAAGUAAAAGUUUCCAACUUUACAUUUUCAACCAAGAAGAAGAGAGCAAUGUUACCGAAACGGAUAAACUGACGCUACUACAGUGCUUCGGCAUAUUAAGUACUAUUCAAAGCGGUGAUAGGAAUCAACGGAUUAUUGAUGAAUUAUUGACGGGCAUUAGAAUGAGUAUAUAG
This is a messenger RNA of Saccharomyces mikatae IFO 1815, 1632 nucleotides long. RefSeq names its product Bit61p (gene BIT61). Bases 1 to 1632 code for a protein of 543 amino acids. The transcript has a single exon. Gene Ontology annotation, cellular component: TORC2 complex. Gene Ontology annotation, biological process: TORC2 signaling. Lineage: Eukaryota; Fungi; Ascomycota; Saccharomycetes; Saccharomycetales; Saccharomycetaceae. The record is from RefSeq and is a predicted model, not a curated record.